This is a messenger RNA of Porites lobata, 1605 nucleotides long. Lineage: Eukaryota; Metazoa; Cnidaria; Anthozoa; Scleractinia; Poritidae. The record is from the annotation of a GenBank genome assembly.
CUUUAUUUGCUUGUUGAAAAGAAACGUUUAGCUCAAGUUCUCGCAAUGCGUCUGCUUUUUCAAGCUUACUUUCUCGCGAUGUUUUUCGUAAUGACCGUCAAAGGCGAUGGAGCUUCUCCAUCCUGUCCCAAGCCGUACGACAAGAGGAUGGUAUGCAACCUGAUGUGUAACAUUCUACAGGAUUCAAGCGCGAACGACGCCAUUAAAAUGUUGCAAACGAAACUAGAAAGUCUCAUUGCAGAGUUGAACAAACCAGGGAUAGCACAAAAACCAGGUAAAUUGUUGCAGUUGUUAACGACUUUUUAGCUAGUGAGGUUUGUAAAGCCACAAGCAGUGCUUCUAACCAGAGGAAAACUUCACUCACGAGUGAAUUAAGGUCGCGCAUUUUGUAUUUUAUUUAGCCAGAACGUCCGUAUGAAGUCGUUAUUAAUUAACACCAGAAUUUUUGAAUUUCAUACAGCCGUUCCCGCUUCCCCGUGCCAGGAACAGUAUGAGAAACACAAGUGAGUUCCUAGAUACAAGUAAUGUCAUGGGAAAGGUGAUUUUUAACUGAGUCACUGGCGGCUCUGAAGAAAAUAUCCCCGUACUUCCAGUAGGAGUCGAACCUAUGACCUUCAGGUUACUAGUCCAGAUGCUCUACCACCGAGCUACGGGCGAAUCGUGGGAGCUAAGGCUACUAAACAAGCUAGGUUCAAAUAAGUACUGACAAAAAGGCAAUCACCGCCAAGAGACACUCUCCUUUUCUUUUUCGAAACCAGCUUUGAAACGUCGAUCUUCAAUAUUUUGACGCACAGUCAAGAAAGAACAAGAGUAGUCCAGAAAUGCAAAAAUGAUCUUUGGUAAAAUAAACCUGACAGUCACUAUUUUCAUUUUCGUAGUUCGGCCAAAAGCCAAGUGUACACGUUGAAGUUUGGUUCGCAAAAGAUUCCUGUUUACUGUCACAUGGGAAACUUUGGAUGCGGAGAUGGAGGGUGGACACUGGCCAUGAAGAUUAAUGGCGCAAAGGUAAAACGAUUGUGCUGCAUACGGAAGUUAUGUAUAUAGUGUAAAACUAAUGGGUUCUUGUUUGUAUUUCAGAAAACUUUCCAUUACAGCUCUGGGUUUUGGAGUAACAAGAAUUCCUAUAACCUUCCAGGAGGUAAGACCGGGUUUGACGAUCAAGAGACUAAACUGCCAACCUACUGGAACACAUCCUUCUCCAAGAUCUGCCUGGGUAUGAAGAUCGGCAAGCAGAUCAAGUUCAUUGUUAUCAACAAGAAGGCCGCUUCUCUGCACUCACUGAUCGCAGACGGGAAGUAUCGCGCCACGUCACUGGGUCGUAACACGUGGAAGAAGCUGAUUGGUUCUCAGGCUUCCCUGCAGACUGGGUGCAACAAGGAGGGGUUCAAUGCGGCGAGCACCACUUGCAGCUACUGUGCUAAGACAAGAAUCGGUAUCCUUGGAAAUAACGAACGAGACUGUAGUAGCUGUGAUUCCAAAAUUGGGUUUGGAACUGGAGGACGAACUGACGAUUCCAACACAUGUGGGAACAACGCUAUCAAAGGAUAUACAUCGGAUAAUGGAGGGAGAAACAUAAAAGCCAUGGGAUAUAUCUUGGUACAGUAG